AUGGUUGGCAUGGAAGCUACUGCAGUCUCCGCAGCAGUAUCUGGAAUGUUGAAGCUUGCGGGCAACAAGUUAGCUCCACUGGUCUUCAAAGAGUACAGCUCUAUAGUGGGUGUGAAAGACGACCUCCGGGAUCUAGCUCAGGAGAUCAAUAUCUGGCUGGAAGAAGCAGGAGACAGAGAUGUUGAUGAUGUUGUGGAUGAGUUUCAACUGAAGGCUGAAAAAUAUGAGGCUGAUAGUGAUGCUGGAUUUGUGUCCAAAUACCUGCACACAAAGCCAAAAGCAUUUAUAUUUCAAUGCCAGGCUGCCAAAAAGAUCAAGAAAAUCAAAAAAACAAUUGAUGUCCUUGUGAAGCAAAGAAGUAUUUUGAAUUCAGUGGUUGGCAACAAUCCUGUUAGCCAUAUAAACAAUACAGCUGUGAGUAAGCAAACACUGCCCUUCGUGGAUGGGGCAAAAAUAAUUGGAAGAGAACAAGUGAUGCACCAAACAAUAUCCAAGCUGCUAGAGACAGAUGACCAACAGAGAAUCAAUAUAGUUUCUAUAGUUGGACUUGGUGGCUCUGGGAAAACUAUCCUAGCUCAGUUGGUUUUCGAUGAUGCAAAAACUAUAAAGAGUCAUUUUACUGUUAGACUAUGGGUUCAUGUGUCUCAGGAAUUUGAUGUCAAAAAACUGAUCAAGAAGCUAUUUGACGCUAUUCCUGAUGAGAAUUCUGAAGGCCUUUCCCUGAUGAAUAUGGCCAGGAAAAUCUUAGACAAGUUGACCAACAAUAGGUUCCUUCUUGUAUUGGAUGAUGUUUGGAAUGAAAACCGUAUUCAAUGGGAAGAAUUCAUGACUUGCCAUCCUUAUGAGGAUUACAGCAGGCAAUUAUUUCAGCAAAGUUUUGGAAAUGAUGUGAAAGAUUUUUACUCUGAAUUUCAAGAAGUUGGGAAAGAGAUUGUGAACAAGUGCGUUGGGGUGCCACUAGCAAUUAAAGUUGUUGCAGGGGUGCUCCGUGUCAAGAAACGAUUAGAACAAUGGCAAGCCAUAAAAGAGAGUAAUUUAUUAGAUGUUGAGGGUAGAGAACAUCAAGUAUCUGCCAGCUUGUGGCUUAGCUAUUUUAAUAUGCCAUCCCAUCUAAAGCAGUGUUUCACAAUAUGUUCAAUUUUUCCUAAAGGUGACUUGAUUGAUAAAGAUCAAUUGAUUGACCAAUGGAUUGCUCAUGAUAUGGUCAUAGAAGAUGUUGUUAAGGACCUAGAAAUUAUUGGCAAUGAUUACUUUAGUCAACUUGUGCAAAUGUACUUUAUACAAGAUGUGAAGGACGGAAAUGAUGAGAAAGUUAAAUAUCCAUUUUGGGUGAUGAGAUUUCACUUGUCAUACCGAACGAAGAAGGCAGUCGAUUUCACAAAGAUCUGCCGGUAUUUUUCGAUAACAGAACACACAAGACAUCUUCCGCCAAAAAAUACAUUUAGAGAGGCACGUGCUAUGUAUAUUGCUGAAGACGAUGAUUUCAUAUUUGGCAAGUCAUUGAAGAAAGCAAAACACUUGCGCAGUAUCACUGUGGAAAAUGUGCAUACAUCAGCACUCACAGCCAUACUACAGACCAAAAAUCUAAGGUACCUUAACAUUUCAAGACUAAAAUAUUUAACACUUCCAGAGGUUAUUUCAGAAAUAUGGAGUCUGCAAGCUCUUCAUGUAACGUCAAGUAGUCUUGUCAAGUUACCUGAAUCCAUUGGUAGGCUGCAGAAGUUGAGAGUGGUUAACUUGUCAUAUUGUUGCCAUCUAACAAGUUUGCCAGAUUCUAUUGGCAACUGUAUCAUGAUUUCUAGCAUAGACCUUUUUGGUUGUGAUAAGUUUGCAACUUUACCAAGCUCUAUCAGCAGGAAUAAAAGGCUAAGAGUACUGAGACUAGGCAAUACCAAACUUGAGAGGCUACCAUCAAGUAUCACGGCACUAGAAAACCUGGAGUGUUUGGACCUUCAUUUGUGUUCUGAGUUGGUAGAGUUGCCUGAAGGCAUAGGGAACUUGAAGAAGCUUGUUGUUCUGAACCUGCAAGGAUGUGGAAAGUUACGAGGAAUUCCAAAAGGGAUUAGUCAGCUUACUCAACUUGAAAAGCUGGGACUAUUUGUUAUGGGGAGGAUGAUGAAAAUUAUGCAAAGAUCUCAGAGCUUGAAAACAUUAAUAAGAUUAGCAGGGAGCUAA
Messenger RNA from Miscanthus lutarioriparius, 2175 nucleotides. Lineage: Eukaryota; Viridiplantae; Streptophyta; Magnoliopsida; Poales; Poaceae. The record is from the annotation of a GenBank genome assembly.